Molecule: messenger RNA, 1629 nt
Organism: Metarhizium acridum CQMa 102
Lineage: Eukaryota; Fungi; Ascomycota; Sordariomycetes; Hypocreales; Clavicipitaceae
Molecular function (GO): acid phosphatase activity
Source: RefSeq, a predicted model, not a curated record
AUGCAUCCACAGCACAUUCAGUUCGUGAUUCUGGGACUGCACAUCUCCAGUGUGACUUCGGCAGUAGUCACUGAUAUUCCAAGUAUAUACAGAUCUUGGGGCGAGCUCUCCAUCUACGCCGACAACGUGGAGGAUGCCUUCGGGGUGCAAUUCGUUGGCCUUCCGGAUGGAUGCCAAGUGGAAUCCGUGAGCACUCUUCAGCGCCAUGCAGAGCGAUAUCCUGAUAGUGUGGAUGGAGCAGUUACUGGCGGAUUUGCGCAAAAGGUAGCAAACUACACCAAAGCCAACGGCGGCAAGGAGGCAUUCACGGGGCCAUUGACGUUUCUGAAUUCCCAUGUUUACAUCAUGAAUGACACGGGGCUUCUCACUGGCCGCGGUGCCAGCACAGAAUUCGGCGCAGGCGCAUCGUUUUGGAACCGAUACGGGCGGACUCUGUACGACGCAUCCGUCGCCCAGUUGCAAUACAGUCCGUCCUUUGCGAGCAAUGGGAGCAGCCGCCCAAAGGUUACUCUACGGACAACUGGACAGUCGAGAAUCGAAAAUAGCCUGAUAAACUGGUCGCUUGGAUUCUUCGGUCCAUCUUUCAAUUCGACCCCGGAUCCGACACUGACGAAAUGGGAGAGCCCGUUUAGUGUCGUCAUUAUUCCUGAAGGGGGCACGGAAAACAACACUCUUGCUUCCUACGAUAGCUGCUUCAAUGACAACAGCGAAGCCAAUGGGAACAUUGCGUCUCAGCACCAGGACGCUUACAAGAAGAUCUACUUGCGCUCUGCGCUUCGUCGGCUCCAAGCCUAUGCCCCACGAGGCUUCAAGUUUGACUACCAGGACCUGUAUGCAAUGCAAAUGACUUGUGCUUACGAGUAUUCAUUCAUUGGCAUGUCCGAAUUUUGCAAUUUGUUUACAUUGGAAGAGUGGGACGGGUUCGAAAACGUCCUCGAUCUACAGUAUUAUUACCUUUAUAGCUAUGGCAAUCCCACCGGUCGCGCUCAAGGCAUCGGCUACUUGCAGGAAUUGAUCGCUCGUAUUAACCACGAAUACAUUGCGUCCUCCAACUCAUCCGUAAACGCUACGCUUGACGACAACCCAAACACCUUUCCUCUGGGACAGCAAAUCUAUGCCGAUUUCUCUCAUGAUGAUAUCAUCAUCUCGGUUCUGACAGCCAUGUCGCUAGACUACCUCAAGGAUGCGCCGACUAUAUCCAGGUUCCCCCCGAGCUCCAACAAUCACUUCACUCUGUCGCGUCUCACUCCGUUUGGGGCGAACCUCAUCACCGAGGUCAUCGGCUGUGGUGCAUCUGAUCCUGAGCCCGUGGAGAGGCUCCGGGCUCAAUAUGCGCCAGGGCAGUAUGGCUAUGAAGCUUCAAACUCGAGCCAUAAAUUCGUGCGGAUGCACUUGAACAAUGGCAUCCUGCCGCUCAACACGAUUCGUGGUGGCAAGUGCGGCAACGCAACGUCUGGCCGACUCGACGGCCUGUGCGAUUUGGGUAGCUUUCUGGAGAGCCAGGAGAACGCAUUCGAGUUGAGCAAUUAUGGCUUUGCCUGCUUUGGUAACUACACCCUCACAAACUCGACUACAGGCAUCGACUAUGAUGGUACGAUUAUCCAAGGGAAGAAUUACGCUCAGGUUUAA